UCCAGGAAAAGCUCUUUUUUUCUUCCUCUCCUUUUGUUUUAUGGACCUUUCUCUCUUUGCUGUAUAUGUUAUUGUUGCCUAUGGAACUUUCGUCAGGUGUGAAUAGACUAUGAUUAGCCAUCUAUUCUUGGAACAGUUUGUUUCCGAUGCUUUCAUUUCUUUGAGAUUGUUCGCCAUUUUUGCAUUUGAGAUGCGCAUUUUGCUAGUCAUUGAUUGUUCCACUACAUAGAAUCUGCAUUUCCCGAUCCUUGUGCAAUUUGGGAAAUGGCACAAUCAAGAAGCUCAUUUUCUCUCCCAAAGAGCACUAGCAACAAAGCAAACAGAAAAUGGUCAAAACUCGUUCUCAGCGGAUCAAGCGGAUGAGUGCCGUAGAUGCAAUUGACGUGCGGUCUCGGGUCUCUGUCAAAUCUAUCCGGUAUUGUAAGAAAAUUAGCAAGUACCUUGCAGAGCUGCAGUUAGCUGAAUCAAGAAAGAAUCCAUCAUUCAUAGUAUGUCAUACUAUGGAGACAACAAUGAAGUUGUAUUCGAUGGAUGCAAGGAGUUUUAGACAUUCCCUCCUCAACACUGUUGAUCCAUCUCAAAGAAGCCAUGACGAGUCCAUGUACAUGAUCUCAACCUAUAACGGAAUCAUUUGCUGCGUGAAUACGAUUUGUGAUGAAGACGUAGAAAACAAGUUUUGUGAUCUGCAGAUAUGGAUAUGCAACCCUUGUACGAGGGAAACUCUCCUUCUUUCCCAAGGGAGACCCUCAUUUGGGAUUGAGCCAAGUGUUGGAGUGGCUUAUGGCUCCGACAUUAGUGACUAUAGAAUUUUCCGUAUAUACUGCGUUAGAAAGGAAAUUCCUAAAGAAAAGGUAACUGCAAAGGGAUAUUAUUUUCGAGAAGGUCAAGUUGUUUACGCUUUAGCAUAUGAAUGUGAGGUGUAUUCGUCCAGCAAUGGUUCUUGGAAAAACAUCGGCUAUGUGCCUUGUGUUCCUAUGCGUUCUGGUCUUAGGCCAUACAUAACUGGUCAUAUUUUUGUUGGAGGUACAAUAUACUGGCUGGUAUCUUUAGAUGAGCCAGGUGAAAUCCUCUCAGUGGAUUUGGAAGGGAGAUUUGAGGUUAUAAACUUGCCUGAGCAUUCAGAUGGUCUAAAGGGUGAAGACAAGAUCACAGAGGCAACCCAUCUGCUCAUUUUUCAAGGAUCUCUCGCAUUGCUUGUACUACAUCUAGGCGAGAUGGAUAUUUGGGUUUGGAAAGACGAAGGUGAGAAAUAUAGCUGGGACCUUGUACUGACGAUUGAUACUCCAAUCAGAGAUGAAGAACUGGUUUUAUCUGUAACUUCAUUAAAGAACAAGCUCGUAUGUGUGAAUGAGACACACUGGCGUAUAUAUGAUGUGGAGACUAAAAUCUGGAGGAAGAGAAGGGGCCCUCGUACUGGAUUUGUGAAUCCUGCUGUUUUCCCAUUCACCGAAAGCAUUCUUCCAUGUAAUGGUGGUGUAGGACAAGUAGAAGGAAACAGCAAGAGUAUCUGAUGCAGAGAUUGUUGAAUUGGAAGGCUAUGUGUUUCUCUCUCAGGAGCUGUCAUAUUGGUUUGGGGUUUAAUACUUUUUUGUUUGUCUCUUUUUUUCCUCUUCCUUUUCUUUAAACUUGGUUUUAUACAGUUCCUUACUUAAAGCUUCAUUGAUACUAAUGAUAAGCCGUGGGUGCUGUCUCUAAACAAAGUUUUAUUUGCUAUAUAUGGUAUGGCUCA
Messenger RNA from Camelina sativa (false flax), 1729 nucleotides. Lineage: Eukaryota; Viridiplantae; Streptophyta; Magnoliopsida; Brassicales; Brassicaceae. The record is from RefSeq and is a predicted model, not a curated record.